Messenger RNA from Vespula pensylvanica (western yellowjacket), 3470 nucleotides. Its product is annotated as oocyte zinc finger protein XlCOF6-like. The coding region runs from base 288 to 2867 and encodes 859 amino acids. Gene Ontology annotation, biological process: regulation of transcription by RNA polymerase II. The record is from RefSeq and is a predicted model, not a curated record. The transcript is spliced from 3 exons. Gene Ontology annotation, molecular function: RNA polymerase II cis-regulatory region sequence-specific DNA binding; zinc ion binding; DNA-binding transcription factor activity, RNA polymerase II-specific. NCBI's taxonomy places the organism in Eukaryota, Metazoa, Arthropoda, Insecta, Hymenoptera, Vespidae. Gene Ontology annotation, cellular component: nucleus.
CUUUCUUAUUGGCCUGAAUUAUAAAUUACCAUAGGCUUUUUUAUCAUAGCCUCUUGCCGACAUACUCGAGCGAAAAAAGAAAGCAAAAAAGACCGAAACGAAGAAAAAAGUAAAAAAAAAUGGGGGCAUACACGUAUGAUGGCGUAUAUCACUCGACCAUGAGAUCACGUCAAAGUUUGGCUUUUUCGUGAAAACGUGUUCGACGAAAGAUUUUUCGAAAACUUCAAAUAGGGGAGGGGGGGGGGUAAGAUAAACACAACCGGCAGUAGGAAAUACAAUCGAAAAUAAUGACAAACCGAAGUAACUAUUUAUGUCGCGUUUGUCUCUCGUCGAGCAACGAUAAUCAACGCAUCUUUUCCACGAACGAAAGUGCGCACGAGACGAGAGACAAGAGCGUGCACGACUUGUCGGAAAAGAUACGAUUGUGCGGAGGUAUCGAGGUUCUCGAGAACGACGGAUUACCGGAGCAUAUCUGUAUAAAAUGUAUCUCGAGGGUCAACGCGGCCCACGAACUCAGGGAACAAUGUCAACGCGCGGAUGCGAAGCUGAGAGAAUUAUAUGGCAAAGCGAUCAAGACUGGUAACGCUUUGAGAUAUGCCACGGUAAAAGAUCAAUAUUGUCAAACCGACAAAUGUUUUCAAGUUCUGACGGAAGAAGCAGACAGUCGUUCUUCUUUACGCAAGGACUUGGUCGUUUGUAAUAACGACAGUUCUCCCCUGUCUCUAAAAAGUACUGUGCCAGUAUCAAAUGAAUUCAACGAUAAUCCUAAGACCGAUAAUGAGAUAUCGCCGGAUAUGGAUAAUAAGUUUGAGCGGUCGAUGCAAGAGUUAUCUGUCGUCAAAAGAGAAGCUUAUCGUACGAGAAGAUUGACGAUGUUCAAAAGAGUUACCUCGAUGGAAAAUUUGAGAAAUCACAAAGAAAGACAAAGGCAGUAUAUAAAGAAAAAUGGUAAUGCGAAACACGACGCUGCUGAAAAAGACGGGCCUAUAAAUACUGAAAGCGCGUGUAAUAAGGUAGCCAGAGUUUCUGUUGCGGAUUCUGAAUUAAAUCUCGAAUGUCCUCGAUGUGACAGAUCUUAUUCCAGUAAGAAAUCUUUGGAGAGGCAUAUUUUAACUCACGACGAAAAGGAACUCAAAUGCGAAAAGUGCGAGAAACAAUUCUUUCACGUCGACAAAUUACUCCAACACGGUAAACAUCACAGGUCGAAACAAAAGUCAAAUUUGGUACCGUGCAAAAUAUGUAAUAAAAGUUUUAGGAAAACCGACACUAUGGUACGGCAUUUGAAUGUUCACAAAAGAGUCAAUCCUAAGGAAGUAUUUUCUAUAUUGAAAGAAAUCAGGGAUAGGAGAAAGCUGGAAAACAGCGUGCAAUCUUUAGAGAUUAAUAAUCGAUUAGUCCCUUCCGUACAAGAUCAGAAAAAUGUAGAAGAUAGAAAGGCGUUCGAUAGCGGCGUCAACGAUCCGAUAAAAAAUUUAACGAAACAAGUAUCGGACGCAGAGGAGAAAAUCGAUAAUUUUUAUACGUCCAGUUCUGAUUCUAAUAGCGACAAUAAAUCCGAUUCUUUCGACAAGGUACCACUUUAUCGUUGCAAACAUUGCAACAAAUGUUAUUCCGCGGAAAGGUCCCUUCAGCGUCAUCUGUUGAUGCACGACGAAAAGAAAUUUGUAUGCAAUGUUUGUAACAUGAAAUUCUUUCGGCAGGACAGACUUAAGAGCCAUAGAGACAGAUAUGGACACGACGAGGAUAAAGAUUGUUCUAUACCUCAAAAACCACCGGACGACAAGUCGGCCAUUAAAUUAAUAAACAGUUGGAUCAGAGAAGAAUUAGAUUCCGAUAACGAAGGGAAGGGUUUCCCUUGCGAGAUCUGUGGUAAAUCUUACGACACGAAGAAAUCGUUGUUGAAACAUCAGACCAACGCUCACGAUGUACAAGAAGAAAAUUGUGCAAGCUGCGGUAAGGAAUGUGGGUGUGCUGUCAAGCGUAAAGGAACUCGGAAAAGUAACGAAAAGGUGAAAAUUUUUACGUGCAUGGAAUGCAAUAAAACCUUUGAAAAGGAAAUCAAGUUACAAAGGCAUAUGCGAAUACACGAACGUACGAAAGAACAACAAGAUUCGAAUUUCAAAAGGUUUUUGUGUCAUAUUUGUAGCAAAACUUUCAGACAAAAUACAGGUCUUAUGUUUCACAUGAGAACCCAUACAGGAUACAAGCCUCAUGUUUGUAAGUAUUGCGGACGAGGAUUUACGUCAAAUUCAAAUUGUAUUAAUCAUGAGAGAACGCACACCGGCGACAGGCCAUUCGUCUGCCACUUUUGUAGCGCUGCUUUUGCUAAAUCUUGCACUCUCAAGGCGCACAUCACUACGCAUACCGGCGAAGCCAAUUAUCACUGCAAAACUUGCGGCAAGUCUUUCAGAAGAUUAAAAUACUUGAAGGAACAUAGAUUCACCCAUACGGGGGAGAAACCGUAUGCGUGCAAAAUAUGUGGCACGGCUUACAGCCAUUCCGGGAGCUUGUUCGUUCACGAAAAGAAAUGUAAAGCCCAGUACAAUAAUUAUCAAGCCACGCCGACUCCAAAUACGCAAGAUUACGGACAACCUCAGGGAAAUGUCUGCGCGAGCACGCCGGUUAUUGCUCCUAUUGUUUCAACGCUGCCGCAAUCUCAUUUAAGUAAUAUCGGUGGUAGUUUAAGUUCUCAAGCGAAUAAAAGUUAUAUGGACAGCGUUCAAAGGAUGAACGCGCAUGCUGCUGCCGCCGCAGCUGCGGCCGUAGUCGGUACGUCUUCGUUGCAUGUACAUCCUAGUCCGGAUAUUCCAGACGUAGCAUCGGCAGUAAGAAACAUCGCUAUCAUCGGACAAGUAUUUUACUCUUAAAGAUCAAAUUGCAAGGAGAAAGAAAGGAAAGCUAACCAGAACCCUUCUGUGAUACAUGACAAUUUUUAACAAGUCCCCUUGUAAAGCGUUAAGAUACGUCGUAUAUGUCGAACGCGUGCUAUGAUAGAGAAAUAUUAACAAUUUUUUUUUUCUUUUUUGCGGAUCCCUACGCGGAUUAUACCGUAUCGUUAUCGGGUUAAUGGGGGUACGCGACGUAGAAUUAUAUUUUUCAUUUACGAGGAUGAACGAAUUUAGAACGUUCGAUGUAAUUUUACGUUGGAACGAAACGCGUAACAUGUAUCAUCGGCGUAAUGCCAAAUUGGCGAAUAGAAGGAAUAUUUCCUACAGGGAAAGAAGAUGAUGCAUCUAUUACGGAUAAGGAACGUUCGCUUCGAUCGAUAUUUUUAUUAAAAUUCGAAUCCCGUUUUACGAGUUAUCCACAUACGUUACUCUCAAAGUGACUUUAUCUGUUACAAGUAUCGUUGAGCGGUCUCGCAGAUUUUGUUUCUUAUAUCGAAUUAAUUCGUUGUAAAUAGAUAUUCGGUGAUUGUAAUUAAUUCGACGAUUCGACGAUUCGACAACAAAUUUCACAUUGUAUAAUUG